AUGCCGUCGCCGGACGCGGCGGCGAGGCACACGGGCGCCGGUGUGGCGCGUCGGCAGGCCCACCACGAGCGGAUGCGCGACGAGCGCGCUCGGGAAGCGGCCGCGGGCGACGCGGAGCUUCCGCCGGAGGACGACGCGGUCGAGAUGGCGAGCGCCGCCCACGUGCUGGACAGCGUGGCGGAGGUGGGCCCGAACUACACGCUGCUGCGCAGCAAGGAGACGAAGGCGAAGCGGCGGAAGCGACAGCGCGAGGAUGCCAGGGCGGCGCUCGACGGCCACACUGUCCUGUCCACCGGAUCGCGCCUCGAGAUAUUCUGCGACAGCGAGCGGUGGUACCCUGCGACCGUCAUGGCGCGGGAGGAGGACGGGGACGGGACGGAUCGCGGAGAGGAUGACGAGCAGCAGGACGAGGCUGCGCGUGGCGAUGAGCGGCCGAUGCUAGCGCCCCACGGGCCGGCGCUGUCGGCGCACCUUCGGGUCGUGCGCCUGCGGCUGCGCGAGUUCCUGGCGGCGCAGGCCGCGGCGGGGAAGAGCGUGCCGAUGCAGCGGACGGCUCUCGGUCUGCACCCGACGAUGCGGUGGACGAUCCGCUUCGGCAAGUGGCUGGCGACGACGCGAAUCACCGCGCCGAGGGCGAGCCGGUGGCACGCGACCGAGCGGGGCGACGCGCGGGACGAGGAGCCGACGGUGCGCACGGGUCGCGGCGAGAACACGAUCUACGUCGCGCUGCAGCACAUGAAGAACCACGUGUGGCGCGUAGGAGGUGGUGGAUGA
Messenger RNA from Emiliania huxleyi CCMP1516, 774 nucleotides. RefSeq lists its product as hypothetical. Lineage: Eukaryota; Haptophyta; Isochrysidales; Noelaerhabdaceae. Bases 1 to 774 code for a protein of 257 amino acids. The record is from RefSeq and is a predicted model, not a curated record. The transcript is spliced from 2 exons.